GUCGUCUGUUCUCAGGAAAGCUCGGAACCCCUCCAGGGAAACGGUAGCGACCAGUGGAAUUCCCAGGCUCAGCGGUACCGCAGCGUCUACUUGCUGAGUCCGGCCGAAUACAACCACACCGGAUACUACACCUGCUGCCACCGAGGGACCGACUGCCGCUCUCCGGAAGACGCUACCUCCGUCUACCUCUUCGUCAACGAUGCAGAUAACGUUUUCGUCAAGUCCAUAUUCAUCAUUCCGGUUCACCACGGCCAAAAGACCGUCCUGCCUUGUCGCCCCACCUUUUCCAAUUUGAACGUCACACUGUGGAAAGAUUCCGAAUACGUGCCCAUGACCGAAGAUAUAUUGUACGAUCCUAGAGAAGGUUUCGUUUUAAAUUUCCCCACCAUAUUUUUUAACGACAAGUUUUAUUGCAAAGCCCAACACGAAAAUGUCACCCACGAAGUAAUCGUUCAUCUGAUUUACUUUGACGAACCUUCCCCGUUGGAGCCAUAUAUAGAACCAAAUAAAAGUACAAAGUUCGCGUUAGUAAACAGUUCGUUUUCUUUGAAUUGUUCGGUAAGAGUAGACUUGGGAACCAUCGUUUUUGCGGAAUGGAAUUAUCCAAACAAGCGUACGUCGAAUGAUCGAAUAGAAGAAAAAAGUUCUUACGUAGAAGAAAAAGUAAACCAACAAAAUUUUAAGUAUAGAUUUGUAACGAAGGAAUUAGUGGUACGCAAUGUCCAAUUAAAUGAUAGUGGAGAUUACGAGUGCAUACUUACGGAUCAUUCCAAGAAAAAAUAUAAAACUCACAAAACGAUACAAGUUUAUGAAUUAACUGAGAAACCUUACCUGAAUUUAAUCAAUAAAAUUGAAAAAGCAAUUGAGAGGAAAAAAUCAAAAGAUGUUUUCUUUUCUGUCUGUAUUCAAUCAUUUCCUUACUUUGAAAACAUUGAUAUGAAUUGGACCAAGGAUGGAAAACCACUUCCGCCGGAUAAACGUUUUGAAAUAAGUCUAAAAGAUUUUUGUGUCGGCUUGAAAAUAACAUCUUUAAGAAUUACGGAUGAUGGCGUAUACACAUUAAUUGCAACUGCUGGAAAUAUUACAAAUAGCACGUCUGUAACCUUACAUAUAUUAGGUAAACCAGAAAUCACAAUUACUGGCAAUGAAAAAAUGUAUUUAUUAAAUCGUACAUAUGAAAUACAUUGUAAUACAAAAGGAUAUCCACUUCCAAACGUUUGGUGGCGAUGGAAGAAGAGUGACGAUCCCAAAAAUUUCAGUGAAGUGAAUGAUAAGGCAGGAUGGAUCGACGUAGAAUUAGGGAAAAAUCUACCCAACAUAAUAAAUACGACAAUGUUAAAAAAUGGAAAUAUUUUAAUUGUUGUUGGAAAUCAGUCGGGAUAUUAUCGAUGCAAAGCUAAUAACGAUAUGGGAGAAAGUGAAGAAACUAUAUCUUUUUUCGUUACAGAUGCAAGACAAGGUUUUGAAGUAAUUAUAUCUAAUGAAAAUCCAGUUGAAAUGGAUGAAGUUCAGAUGACUUGUAAGGCCAGCAGUUACCAUUAUAAAGAAGUCUUUUGGAUUUGGAAAUAUAUGAAUAAUGAGAUUCAACUUGGUACAAAUAGCAGUUUAGAUUUGGAAGUUAUUCAUGAAAGCACAGUUUAUUCUGAAGUAGAAAUUCUAAACUUCAAUGCUAUAACUUUUCAAAAUAAUGGCACUUACAUAUGUAUUGCUGCUCCAAGAAAUAAAACUUUUAUGAAUGAAACAAAAGUUAUUCAUUUGGAAGUAAGAGGUAUCGAGAAGCCGUCAUUCGUAAAAACAAACAUGAAUAAAACAAUGAUAUCGGUUCCGAAUACAAUGCAUUAUGAAUUUCUUUGCUACGUGGAAGGUGUUCCGUUUCCAAAAAUUACUUGGUAUAAAGACGGAGACGUAUUUGACGAUUCAAAUAUAUCGGGAGUUGAAUUGACCGAUAAUUUUCAAAAGCUUACCAUAAACAGAGUGGUGGAAAGAGAUGCUGGCACGUAUCGUUGUGAGGCCGAAAAUAAAGGAGGAAUUAUAUUUGAAGAAAGUACAUUACACGUUAAAAAAGAAGAACUUCGUUUAUCUCAGAAGAUGACUAUUACUGAGCUCUCUAUCAUAAUUUUUGUUAUAAUACUCGUUUUAGUUUUAUUUUUUUUGACUUUCAUGUUAAUAAAGAAAGUUUGCAGAGAAAAGAAAGAAAAAAAAGAAAUGGAAUUCUUAAGUAAAGUAUUGUUUGAUAAAGGCCAAAUAGAAAUGUUUAAUCCUGAAAUGUCUUUAGAAGAUCAAGUUGAAUUAUUGCCUUAUGAUCACAGAUGGGAAUUUCCCAAAGAGCGUUUAAAAUUAGGAAAGACCUUAGGACAAGGUGCCUUUGGAAGAGUAGUGAAAGCAGAAGCAAUAGGAAUUGAAGAUGGUGAAACAUCUACUACUGUUGCUGUGAAAAUGCUUAAAGAAAGAGCUGAUGUCCAUCAAAGAAAAGCACUCAUGGCAGAAUUGAAAAUAUUAAUUCAUCUAGGGCGUCACUUGAACAUAGUCAACCUUCUUGGAGCAGUGACUAAAAAUGUCAUUAAAGGAGAGCUCAUGGUUAUUGUUGAAUAUUGCUGUUAUGGUAAUCUCAGGCAUUACCUUCUUCAAAAACAAAAUAAUUUUAUUAAUCAACUAGAUCCUACAACAGAUACAGUUGAUCCCACAGCAAAUAGUCUACCUGGUUCACCUGGAAUUGAAAAUAUUGAAAAACUAGCUGCAGUUUACGAAAGUGCUUUUUCGUCAGGAAUGAUAAACUCAAAUCAAAGAAAUCAAUCUAUCCAAUAUGUACAAAUUUUACAUCGACAAAGAAGUUAUCAAAAUGAAUCGGAUUCUUCAGGAACAAUGAAAACGAUUACGACUAAAGUAUCAGAAAGUGGUUCUGGAGAUACAAAUCAAGUUGGAAUUAUUGUGAGUGGCUCAGAAUGUAGAGAUACUGCAGAUAUAAUUAGUCAGCCGGUAACAACUUGUGACUUAUUGUGCUUUGCAUUUCAAGCAGCUCGAGGAAUGGAAUAUCUCUCAUCCAAAAAGGUAAUAGAAUGAAUUAUUUUUUAAAAAUUUUUUCAUUCAAGAAUUAAUGGUAUUUGUUUAUAUACAGGGUGUAUC
This is a messenger RNA of Centruroides sculpturatus (bark scorpion), 3123 nucleotides long. RefSeq names its product vascular endothelial growth factor receptor 1-like. Gene Ontology annotation, biological process: cell surface receptor protein tyrosine kinase signaling pathway; positive regulation of kinase activity; multicellular organism development. Gene Ontology annotation, molecular function: ATP binding; transmembrane receptor protein tyrosine kinase activity. The record is from RefSeq and is a predicted model, not a curated record. NCBI's taxonomy places the organism in Eukaryota, Metazoa, Arthropoda, Arachnida, Scorpiones, Buthidae. The transcript is spliced from 15 exons. Gene Ontology annotation, cellular component: signaling receptor complex. The annotation marks the transcript as partial.